Molecule: messenger RNA, 756 nt
Organism: Penicillium malachiteum
Lineage: Eukaryota; Fungi; Ascomycota; Eurotiomycetes; Eurotiales; Aspergillaceae
Exons: 3
Coding region: 1-756 (251 amino acids)
Source: RefSeq, a predicted model, not a curated record
AUGGAGUCCCUCCGAGGAAAAGCUCGCAAACGGAGGUCAAAACGGCGCCCGUUUUAUCGACUUUACAAGUGCUUCAUCUGCUUCGGCUAUUGUUUCAUCGCCUUUGGCUACUGCUUCGUCGGCUUAGCCGGCGCUGCAUUGCCCUUGGCUGGUGCGUCAUCGAUUUCGACUGAUGAUACUUCUUCAUCGCCUUUGGCUACUGUCCCAUCAGCUUCGGUUGGUGCUUCACUGUCUUUGGCUGGUGCCUCAUCGCCUCUAGCUAUUGUUUCAUCGGUCUCAGUCGGUGCUUCAAUCAAUGUCACACGCAUGAGGACAUUUCUGCCUGAUGCCGUUGUCCAGGACACCGAGGAUGAAGGGUCUGAGUUUGAUGACUUAUACGAUGAUGAAUUCACAAUCUCAGCUCGCAGACGACCACUGCGUAUAGCCAACGAGAACGUUGAGAGGAAAUACUCCCCAAACACCAAGGUCAAGUUGAAUUACCAAGAGGAUCGUGCCAAAGAAGAUGAGCAGCUAUCUGAAAUUAACAUUAUUGGCUCUGAUAGCGAACAUGAAUUUGAUGACUUAUAUGAUGCAAGUGAGGAUGAACGAGUCAGAGUCCAUUGGCGAACCAAGCGCAUCUACGAGAAGAAGCAUAAGAUACUCGGAAACCGCCUUGGGGCUCACAAGAAUGAUCCUUCCGGAAGUGAUACCAAACUCAGAAAAGCGCAAAUCAUUGCUAUCCACAUUUUGAAGGAACAUUCUCAGGAUGAGCUAUGA